UCAGCUCUAUGGUGGGUGGCUAAUCCUUCUCUAUGGUUGGUGGUAGUUGGCCUUUGGCCUACUUGUCAAAUUUUCAUUCAUUGUUCUAUUUUGUUGUCCGAAGUUCUAAAUUUAAAUAAAACAAAUGUAGCGUGAAGUUUAGUUAAUAAAUUAAUUUGUUUUCUUUAAUAUACUGUUAACCGUUAUAUUUGGAUAUGCGUUAGUUACUCGUAAAAAUGCCUAGCAUAAGAAAAUAUCGACGUGACACGACCGAAGUGAGCUGUUGUUUAAAAUAUGUGAUUUUUGGUGUUAAUGUAUUAUUUUGGUUUCUUGGCCUCAUUGUAUUGGCUGUUGGUGUGUGGGCUUGGACUGAAAAGGACACAUUCAAUAAUCUGUCACGCUUGACUAAUAUUGCUUUGGAUCCAGCAUUUAUCUUGAUAUGUGUUGGCACUAUAACAUUUAUAAUUGGAUUUACGGGAUGUGUGGGUGCCUUGCGUGAGAACACGUGCCUGUUAGCUUGUUAUGCAGUGUUCCUCGCACUACUUCUGUUGGCAGAGAUGACAGCUGGGAUAUUGUUCUUUGUGUUUAAAGACUGGAUAAAACAGCAAGCUACAAGUGGAUUCCAGACGUUCAUAACUCAUUACAGAGAGGACCCCGACCAACAGAAUCUGAUUGAUUGGAUCCAAGAAGAUUGGCUCCAAUGCUGCGGCGUGGAAGGGCCAAGAGACUGGGAUCGCAAUGCUUACUUCAACUGCUCAAGCGGCGCCGUCGGCUCGCGAGAGGCCUGCGGUGUCCCCUUCAGCUGCUGUCGCAACAAACCGCAAGACAUUAUCCGCAACAAGCAGUGCGGAUAUGACGUCAGGAAACCCACUUAUCAAGGGAGCGAGCGUGUGAUCCAUGAGCGUGGUUGCUUGGCUGCGGGCGAAGACUGGCUGCAGCGAAACUUCGCGCCCGUCGCGGCCUUGGUGCUAGCCCCGCUCGCACUGAAGAGUUAUGACAUAGCUAAGAUAAUAUAUGACAAGGGUUGCCUAGAAGCCGCCGAGGAGUGGUUCGACCGUAAUCUCUUGAUUGUCGCCACGUCCGCAGUUUGUACCGCUUUUGCACAAAUUCUCGGGAUAUGCUUCGCUCAGAACUUGCGCGCGGACAUCUUCGCUCAGAAGGCGAAGUGGCACUGACAAUCAGCCUCUCCUGCGGCGGUGUGAUGCUCUUCCACCCGCGACCUUCAGACGCUCCACACUACCGCCCCCGCCUGCUGACCAAUCAGUAAGACUUCUUAUUUUAUGACAGCAUACACGUAUAAAUUGUACCCAUGUUAUUAGUUGUAUGUAGAUGUGUGAGUAUAAAUGUACGUUCAGUGAGCGUAUAGCCCGCACUACGAAUUAUGACUGCGAGAUUUUAUACAAAUAGCUUUUGGCCGCGUCUUCGUCUGCUUGAUAUAUUUUAUAGAAAAUAAUAUAGCAGAUGAGUGAGAGAAUUUUCUGACAAAGUGCGAUUUAUAGAAUUCAGCCUUAGUGUAUGUUCCUAGCUGAGUUCGGUCGUCAAGCCUAGCAUUUAAAAAGCAGCUACAGUUUGAAAUUAAGAAAUGAGUAAUUAUAUGAAGGAGUAGCUGCGGUAUAUAAUAAAGCUAGGGAAUAUCUAAUCCAUCCAUCACGAAAGUAUAGGCUGAAAUCAAACGAAUUUUAUCAAAAUCACAUGAAUUUCAAUCUCGCGGGAUUUACACACUGCAUAAUAUCUCGUUGUGCGGGCUUGUACAAAACGUACCUACUUCAGUUACAUACCAAGUUUCCUAGUGAUUUUAUUUGUUAAACAUCUGACUUAUUAUGCGUGGAAGACUUGCUUGCAUUAAUCUGAAUGUAUAGCAAGAAGACGAAUAAAAAUCGUUAAAAUAACAUAAUUGAAUCGGUCCUUUUGUACUUAAUUACCCUUAAACAUUUGUUGAAAUAUAUCUGCCUUGAAAACUGCCAUAAAUACGCAUAACAAAUGAAAAUAACAGACUCAACUAGCGAUAAUUUACUAUAAAUAUUUUUUUGUAUAUUUUUCAACAUCUUGGUCAAAAUCGUCGACCAUAUCAAUAAAAGUUUGCGUCGUGACUCGUGAUAUUGAACGAUGUAAAUAUUUCUAACGCUUGUUUGAACCUUUCUCUACGAAACGACGUUCACACUGACGAAAAUCUGUGUCCAUACACAAUAUGACGUACUGCGCUUGUUUUCAUUGAUGUGGACGUAGAUUUAGCGGUAUUAAAUAAAAGCUUCCACGCAUAAUAUCAGUAUAAUAUACUGUAAAAUACUAGUAUUAAUACCUAUCUGUAUUCUCAAUAUCUCGUAAUCUCAAUCAUCUUGCUAUCCCUGUGGCUUCCAUAAAAUUAAAAUCUGAAAAAUCUUAUUCGUUUCUAUUCGAAAUUUCCUAUGCCUUGGAGAAUUCUUGGAAUCCUACAGUGUCUAUUUAAACGUGACUUUAAAACGCAAUUGUUAGAAUUAUCCAAUGUGUAAAUAAAUAUGGGAUGUGAUUGACUUCAAUAAUGUAAAUAUUUACAUUAUAUUAUGUAUGUAAUGUAAUAUGCAACAAUUUUAUUUCUUUAGAUUUGAACAAUAUACUUUUUAUUUAACGUUAUUAAAGAAUCAACAAUAUUUUAGAUUUCCUAAAUUUUAUGUGAUAAAUUAUUAUAUUUCUUAUUACUUUACUAAUUCUUUACAUAAUCUAAUGAAACACACAAAAUAAGUGUAGUCAAAAAACGAUAAUAAUUAUUUUACCUACUUAAUUAGCUCUUACUGGGUCGAAUGUGCUUGUGCAAUGACUCUACAGCUAUAACUGAUAUAUUUGAAAGGUGUAAAAAAACUAGUUUUUUAAAUACUAGUAUUUUUAGUUAUUUUUAGUUAGCAAAUAAAAUAACAAACUAGUGAUUCAUAUAUUGCUAUUAUACUUAAUGUAUAUAUAUUAUUGGAGUCCAAUCACAUCGCAGCGUGUGUUCAAUUGAUGUCCAAAAAAAGCCUUAAACGGGAGCUGUGAGAUGAAUUUAGUAUUGGAAUUAAAGUAUUAUAGAUCUAUAUGUAUAUACAACAACUUGUUAAACUAAUUUUAGCAAUUAUUACAUUCGGGAAUUAAAAAUACCAAUUCGGACAUUUGUACAAUAGUUAUACUAAAUAGGUAUAGGAAUUGUAUGAAAUCGAACAGGAAUUGACGCAUCAUACGUAUUAUAUACCUACCACAUAAAACUGAGGUCAAAUUGACGCAAAUUCCGCGCAGUCGUAUGUGAGAUUGCGCCCGCGUCCACCGAAAUCAGAAUAAGUGUAGAAAUGUUAAAGAAGCGAGAUUGUUGCCGCGCCAAGCACGAUGGGUAGUGACCCAAAAGCGCAUCUUUGUAAAAGUAAACUUAUUUGCAUAGCGCUAUAGUUUAAUUUACAUUGCUUUGAAUGCUAAAACGAAUUAUUUUUGUACAUUUUUGUACGGAGGAUUUGCUCAAAAUCGGUGACACACGGUCCCAUUAUUAUAGACAGAAAUAUAUACCAUAUUAAACUUAUUUAAAGUUCUGUGCUUGCACCGAAAAAUGCGUUAAGUACAGCGAUUCGCAUACGAAAGUAAUUUCGCGGUUCGUACUAAUUCGCAUCCCACAUCCCGCGCGGAAUUUGUCUCAAUCUGUCUUAAGCUUUACCGUUCUAAAGUAUUAAUUCUGUCUCAAAUCAUGAUAAAAAGAUAUGUGGAAUACUACGAUAAAACUCUGUAACUACCCAUUUUAUGGAAUACUCGUAUUUAUUUCAAUUUGAUUGUUUUAUUAAAAGGCGGAAAUUUUACAUUGUAAGAGCGUUGUCGAUUGGGUCGUGAAAAAGCUGCAGGAGAAUAAUGGCUGACAAUAUUCUAGGUUUAGACGUAACGUUUAUUGAAUAAUGUAUUUCUCUACCUAUUAGGUGCCUAAAUCUAAAACUCACUGCCCGAAGACGAAGAGAAUUGAAAUAUAAACGAGAUAAGUGUUGAAAAAAAAAAAAAAAACUCGUUGAAAUGAAACCAAUUCUACUAACUCAAAAAGUAGUAGGUAGUUGGCAUCCUUUUUACUGUGUUUUUACGGAAAAAUAUGAAGAUUUGUAUUCAAUCGAAUAAUUAACACCAAUUUGAACAGGUCUGAACGUAAGUUCGCGGAUUUUUUAAUGUAAUAUACACUUUGUAAGACUUUUAAAAUUAUGACGUAUAAGUUCCGUCCUAUGAAAUCUCGAACAGUGAGUUUUGGAAGCUUUUUCGCUUUAUUAUGAAAAGCAUUGUAAGUCACUAUAAUUUAUCGUCAUGUCGUUCUCUCGUUGACUCGUUCGAUGUACGUCCAAUGAUAGUCUUUUGUUAUACUCUAUCUAUGGAGAGAUGUUAGUAUAGGGUCUCUCUGAAUCCCAUACUAAUGAUGAUAAAGACAAAAAAUGAGUGGGCUUUAACCACUUACACAUCACACAUGUGAGUCGAUGACCUAUGAACGAAACUAUGUUUUCGAAUUGAAUUUCGAAUGUUUCGUGAAAACAUUCUCGAAUUGAAUUCCGAAUGUUUUUUGAAAGCAUGUUUGUGAUUGGUUGGCCACUCAAAAUGGUUAACACCCACUGAGUUUUUUGUCUUUGUCAUCUGUAUGGGAUUACGUAACAGAGACAGCCCUAUACCUACUAACUUUUGUUGGUGGAUAGAGUAAAGGAUUUCUACAAUUUUUUUUUAAUGGUUUUAUGCAUGGUUUUAUGCCGCUUGGGUUAUCAAUAAAAUAAAUAGCAUUUCUAUUUAGCUUAAUUUAUUUACAAAAUUACAGCGACAUAACGUUUUUAAUUAUAGUGACGAAAUAUUUAUUAAGUAAUAUUUUAGUGAUAAGGUAAUACUCAAUUAGUAAUUACGAAUUAUCUUUUAUUAUAUUAUAUUUGAAAGGUAGCUAUCAUAAAUUUAUGUUGAAUAAUAAUAAAAUAAUACUAUCGGAUGAUCUGUUAAUGUUUUCGCACAAAUAUUUUUAAUUGAGAUUCAUUGAAAUUAUAUUUAUUGCUAAAUUUUCAAUGUAUUUAGUGUAAUAAUAUUUAUAACUAAGUAUGCUUUUUAAAUAAUUGAUAUUAUAAUUAACUAUAAUCGUAAUCCUGACAAAAUAUGUUGACUUAUUCUAGUUACUAAAUAAAUACUAACACUAGGUAGGUCAACUUGUAUAACUAUAAUUUUACUGAUAGUAUAAUAAUCACAUUUUAAUUUAAUUAGAUAUAGGCUAAGCAGUCAUUAUAAUUUCUUCAAAUUAAGCUUCAUUGAGUAAGUACAUUAUUUUGCAUAAAAGUACAGAUUUUGGCAAAUAACCUCAACACAAGGUAUGCAUAACGCGUUAUCUACACUUUCGGCUAAAAUAAAAGCUGUUCCAGAAUAAAUAAUAAUUAUUAAAAUAUUUUUAUAAUAAAUAAUUCUAAACGACAAUAAUAUUUUGUUUUGUUCUGUAUAUUUUUGUAGUUUGUAUUUCUUAAUAAGUGACAAACGACGAACACAAGAUUAUUGUAUACGCUUGUCACCCAAACGUGUUGUUCGGGAGCACAUGUGAGCAGUUUUCUGGCUUGAUUGCUAAUAACUUAUUAUUUUUUAUGAAAAUCAUAAAAAUAAUAUAGAUUGGGCAAAAUAUUUAUAGGUACCUACUUAUUCUAAAAUUCAUUACAAUAUACAUUAUUGUCCGUAAGCCCAUCUAUAGCCGAUUUUUGUUUAUAAUGCCGAAAGUGUAGGUACUGGUAGUAGUGGAAAAAUUGUCUACCUACUGCGCACACAAAGACACUGUUGAAGUUAUUUGUCGACAAUUUACGGGAACGAAUCCUCAUAAUAACAAGUACAUAAGCUAUUUUGAUACUAUCAUAAGUCAGUAAAAGCUUAUGUCACAAAUUUUAUGUAUCUCGGAAGAAUCUCGAAGUGAUCUGACCCAUUAAUUGUACUGUAAGUAUUGAAUAAAUAUUGAACGGGUAGUUUAGACAAGUUACAAUAUAUUAAGAAGAAAGAAAAGAAAUCAAAACUGUAUCGCCAGACCAUCGACCACAGAACCAUAGAGCAUAAGUCUAACGAUGUAAUGCUUAUGGUGCCGCCAGAUGCUUGCGACAAACAACAUACAGCAAGCAUCGGCAAAUACCACAGAUGACUUGCCUGGCAAUCGGAUCGAAUGGCAAGCGAUGUUAAGCGUUGGCAAGCAUACGCAAGCACUCGUCCACACGCUUGCUGUUUGCUGUUUGUCGUAAGCAUGUGGAUCCGCCCUGUUAAAGAUAGGAAAUGAAGAACAAAAUCAUAUAAGUUUGUCACGAAAUAUGUCCACAUAGGAUUUAAAAUUAAUUAGAUUUUUCCUUUUAAUUGUGCAACAAAACCUCACGUGCCUCCAACAUUCUAGUUCAAAGGAAAAGCCCUUGCGAUAGUCGGUGUGCAUAUACAAUUGUGUACCAAUUAUAUCAAAAUUACCUGUUCAAUUCCGACCUUUAACGGUAAAAUUACUGGGUCGUACCUUGUAUUUAACCACUUUAUGGCAAUAUAAUAUAAUAUAAUCAAUGAAUUAGGUGCGUCGUUGUGACAUAAGUUUUUGCAUCACCACAUUUGCCUUACAUUCCUUUGCAAAUUCCUUUGACGCCAGGACAAUAAUCCUUUCAAUACUUAAAUAAUGAUUGUUAGAAGUGAUAAUUAUCUUGAUAAAAAAUUUUAAUUUGAUGCGAUCUCUUUAGCAUUGCUAAAAACUUUAAAAGGGAUGAUGUAGAUUUAAAAGUGUGACAAAAUAAGGAAAUUACAUUUAUUUCGCGAUUUGAUUCUACACCCUACAAACCAAUCCUAUUUUACAACUGACCAAUUAAAAUCAGUUACGUCAUGUUUACAUACAUAAUUAUUGAAUUCAAAGUAAAACGCUAGCGAGAGCGUUGAUGUUUAGUGCUUGCGCACACACAUCGAAUUUGGGCCGCGUAUACUAUGUAUGCGUUUGAAAUGUUAGGCCCGGUAUUCACUGAUACGGAGGGGAGCGGAGAUAUGCUUAGCAGACCAAUAAGAUUAUUGAUAGAUGACGUGAUAAUUUACAAAAAUAUUUAUUUGUUUAAUUAAUUUAAUUAAUACGGACACUGUUCAAUACAAUAAUUAAAAAAACCAACACAAUACAACUGAAAAGUAAUUACAAAAAUACUUUAUAAGGACGAGUGGUGCGUCCGAAUUCGAUGUAUUUACGCGAGCGCUUAAAUCCAUUCCUCCGAAAACACACUGCCUUACAGUAUUUUAACGAUUGUUAGCUAAAUAAUAAUCUCAUUUUGUGCUUAUAAUAACGAUUAGCUAAUGCCUUUCUAUUUUGAAGCGAUAAAGCCUUAUAUGUUAAGUAUUUACAAUGUAUUACAAAUGUUGCACCUAUGUUGUAAUGAAAGUACCUAUGGUAGUUUUUGUAUGUCAAGAAGUAUUAUUUUAUUUUUGUAACUGUUGGUUCUUAUAUCAACUUAUUUCUCAUCUUUUGUAUUUUUUUAGAUUUUGAUAGAAGUGUUUACCUGUGAAUCUCAGGAUAGAACUUUGAUGUAAUAUAGUAACGACUUAAGAUUUUUUAUUUUACAAAAUAAAACAUUUUUUUAGACCAACUUUAGAUAUAAGUAACAUCUACAAAGUAACGGCGGGAACGCCAUAUUUGCUCUGCAAAACUAGUCAAAUAAUUCUUGCUAACCGUACUUUACAUAAUUACCUGACAUUGCCUAAUCUGUGAAAAGCCAGAAGAAAAACCCCGUAAUUUUCAAAUGACAGUUGACAGAUUGAACAAAUAUGGCACUCCCAUUGUUAGAUCGUCUAUCCGAAUCCGUGAAAUUGCGUUCCAAAGUAGUUAUAGAACAGCUAUUUGUAUGGUACUUAGGCAUUGGAUCCGACUUUCUUCAUCCGUGAAUCUCCAAUUCGGAAGAAAUAUUCGGACCGAAGUAGCUGUAGUACUGUUUGUACAUUGCCUCGGAUUCAAACCGGAUAUCGGACAUUCAAUAUGUCGAUAUAUCGGAUUUGUGCGUAAGCUAUAUCCGAAUUCGGUCCGAGUUUUUUAUAGGUAUCCACUAUCCAUCCGUAUUUUCACAGAUUCUGAUCGGAUGCAGUGCGUAACCGCUUUAACUUUGUACGUAAUACGUAUCACAUUUUAUUUUACAAAACGGAACUAUAUUUUAAUUUCAGUUUGUUAAGUCAUUGAAAAUGUAUUUGUGCAGAGAUUGUUGAUGAGUUAGGUAUAUUCACUAGUUGGGUUCGUAAACAUUGGCCUCUUUUCAGUUAUAUUGUUUUCUUGAAAAACUACAUAAUAUGUAUUGACCAAUAAUAAAAUUAAUUGAUUGUAGUAGCGUAGUAUUUAGUAACUAAAUAUUUAUUUAAGCUUCAAAUGAAAUAUUAACGUACUCGGAUUGAAUAUGCCAUGUAUUUAGGAUGUAAUGACAAUAUAUUUUGUAUCGUAGUUAGACUUUUAUUUUAUUUGUAGAGAAAUUAUUUGAAAUCACAAAAAAAAUAAUCAAUAUUUUUUACUUAAAUAAAUUAUUAUUUGCAAA
Maniola jurtina (meadow brown) is the source of this 8462-nucleotide messenger RNA. It is a transcript of the gene Tsp26A, whose product is annotated as tetraspanin-5. Gene Ontology annotation, cellular component: membrane. The coding region runs from base 216 to 1154 and encodes 312 amino acids. The transcript is spliced from 10 exons. The record is from RefSeq and is a predicted model, not a curated record. Gene Ontology annotation, biological process: protein localization to plasma membrane; protein maturation. NCBI's taxonomy places the organism in Eukaryota, Metazoa, Arthropoda, Insecta, Lepidoptera, Nymphalidae.